Molecule: messenger RNA, 1002 nt
Organism: Penicillium maclennaniae
Lineage: Eukaryota; Fungi; Ascomycota; Eurotiomycetes; Eurotiales; Aspergillaceae
Product: vacuolar protein sorting-associated protein 26
Exons: 5
Coding region: 1-1002 (333 amino acids)
Biological process (GO): intracellular protein transport; retrograde transport, endosome to Golgi
Cellular component (GO): retromer complex; endosome
Source: RefSeq, a predicted model, not a curated record
AUGGCGUCCCUCUUCUUCUCCACCCCUGUCGAUAUUGACAUCGUCCUCGAUGAUCUUGAUGACCGUCAGACCGUCGAUGUCAAGCUCGACAAGAACCGCCGCGAGCGGGUACCCCUGUUCAUGGACGGAGAGUCCGUCAAGGGCGCUGUGACGAUCAGGCCGAAAGAUGGCAAGCGAUUGGAGCACACGGGAAUCAAAGUACAGUUCAUCGGGUCGAUUGGUAUAGAUGUUUUACGAUCGAGGCAACCACUACGAGUUCCUAUCGCUGGUCCAAGAAUUGGCAGCCCCAGCGAAUUGCUACAUCCCCAGACUUUUCCAUUCAACUUCAAGAAUGUCGAGAAACAAUACGAAUCCUACAAUGGUAUCAAUGUCAAGUUGCGCUACUUCGUCCAAGUCACCGUCUCACGGCGCAUGGCCGACGUCAUCCGUGAGAAGGACCUUUGGAUGGAUGUCGGAAUCGAAGACUGCCUGCACAUCGAAUUUGAAUACUCCAAAUCCAAAUACCAUCUUAAAGACGUGAUUGUCGGCCGGAUCUACUUCCUGCUAGUGCGGCUAAAGAUCAAACACAUGGAGUUAUCCAUCAUUCGACGAGAGACCACCGGGUCUCCACCCAAUCAAUAUAAUGAGAGCGAGACGUUGGUACGCUUCGAGAUCAUGGAUGGAUCACCUUCCCGAGGUGAAACCAUUCCUAUCCGUUUGUUCCUCGGUGGUUUCGAUCUGACGCCCACUUUCCGAGACGUCAACAAGAAGUAUUCGACACGAUACUACCUCAGUCUAGUGCUGAUCGAUGAAGAUGCUCGACGCUACUUCAAGCAAUCCGAAAUCGCCCUUUAUCGCCAAGCCCCUGAGAUUGCUGCGACACCACAGAUUGCCCAGCAACAGCAGAUCCAACAGCAGGUCCUGAUGCAGCAACAGCAGCAGGCCCUUCCGCCAGGAUCUGCCACCGCUGGGCCAGGACGUGAACAGCCCAGACCGCAGCCCGUCUCAGCGCCGGUGGCGUAG